AGACAAAUCUAAUGCGCUGUGAAAGCGAGCUUAGCAAAUUGUCUUAGAGUUUGUCUUGCCAAUUUUAACCUCUCAAUAAACGCUCCUGGUAUGUCGCCAUAAAAAUGUCCGUUGGUUGUUCGCAAUAGAUCGACGGAAUCGCUUUCGACUACUGACAGACAGUCAGUAAUAUUGUUUACACCGUCAGCGAGGUUGUGUAGCCUAUCGAGAGCAAACGGGAAAUUGAAUUUUGGUUUUGUUUCUACGCAGAAUAAAUUAGCAGGCUGACCAGGGUUGAACUCAUCGAUCUGCAAGCAAGUGAGUAUACAUUCAUUUUUUGUUGUUGUUGACGAUUACAAGCAAUGUUGUCUCGCUCUGCUGAAUAGAUAAAUCCUGUUACUUUCUGCCAUGUUUUUCGAGAUUAAUCUGUGGGAAAGCGCAUUAUAUUAAAAUUCCAGUGAAAUGUCAUGUUCUGCGAGGGUUAAAAACCUGGCCCUCGAUUUCGCAUUUUCUCUUCGAGAAAUUUAUAUUUGUGAUGUUUUCGACGACAGAUUUUUUUAUAAGCCUUCUCCUACAAAUGGUGUCUCAAUGACCUCUUAGAUUUUACAGCCUUUUUCAGCUGUACUUUACCGAACUGUUUAGUAGUAUUUUCCGUUAGUGAGAGAUAUUGGUGAUGGGUCAGAGGAGUAUACAGCUGAGUGUAUAGACUCUUGCCAUCGUAGUUCUGUUAUUUUAACUGAGCUUAAUCUAAAACCACUCUUGGUUUGUUAAGUAAAGUUACUUCGUUCAGUGUGUAACAGCAGGAACGGUAUGCAAGGAAUAAUUUUUGCAACAAGCGGUCGCUAAACCAAUUGUGCAUCUCAUACACUCGAAAAUGUCUUAUUUCCGCUAACUCAUCGUUUUGCGUUCCUAAAAGAAAAUUGCUUAACACCAGAAGGAAUCAGUACAAGAACUUGAAAUAUCUCAAAGCUGGUCAUUGCAGGCGAAUUUGCAUCUUAAUUAAUGAACACUGACAGCUAGCUUAUAUCAGUAGCAUAUAUAUUUCGUAUCUUGAUCAUUAAUCGCCAAAAAGAGAUAAUCUGUCUUAUACUCUAUUAUUGUUUUUUUUGAUUUUUUUUUGAUACAGUGACAUAUCGUCCCCCAACAAGUUCUCCGAAUUUUAAGGCCCUUGUCAAAAUAAUAAAAAAAAAACUGCAUUUGAAUUGCGAAUUCUCUCAAGUGAAAUUCCUUCCUCGUUAAAUUUACUGUAAUAAAUACUAAGAGUUUUUCAUAAAAGAAAGAACUAAACAAUCUCUUUCAAAGCCCUUUUUCAGACUAAUAAUUCUUACUGAUGAAAUAUCAGGAAAAAUAUCAACAAUUUUUCAAUGUCUUCCCCCAUCUUAUUAGGCAUUUACUUUUUGAACCUUUCGCGUGACGCACGCCAAGAAUCUUCAAAAUUUUUGCAGCUGCCUCCGUUGCUUUACUGAAACUAGUGGCAGCGGGUCUGACAUUUAAAUACGUCUUCUAUUUAUUUAAAAUGACUUCAACCUCUUAAAAAAUUGAGUCUUUUUUAAAGCUAUUAUUUUUAGUUUUGAAGUUCCAAUUUAGUCUUCCAAGAAAAGUUUUUUUUACAACGUGUUAAGUCGUGUUCUCUGGCAACGCUUUGACAGAGCACCCAACGACUGUUUUUUUUUUAAUGUCUGUUGGGAGAAGCAAAUAUAUCCCCAGAAUUUUCUAUUACCUAAGGACGGUUAUAUUAAAAGUUUACUCGCCAUUGAUAAGCAUAUUACAAGCGACAAUUCAGGAUCAUCACUGAUCGACCAGACCCCAGUUGUUGUAAGUCUUCAAAAGGUGAAUAGCAUUAAUCACUGGAUAAGCUGGGUUUCCCUAAUACUUAUUCACUCUGCAUAGCGCCUUUAUCAAGUGGACAGCGUCAUCACCACUGGGGUCAGGGGUCGACAGUGAUCCAUAGAGACCGCUCAAUGAUCUUAUUCACUCCCAGUCCUCUUUUCCAGAUCACUGAAAGAAGUCUAAUGAUGGCCCAAGAGAUCAUCAACGGUACAUAUCAAGUUGACUACACCUCCUUCAGAGGUGACGUCAUAGUAUGCUGUGGGGGCUACGAGGGACGCUUUGAGAUGGAUGCCGUAGAAGCCUUUUGUCUCAACACCGGCACAUGGGCGGACCUUCCCCCAAUGCCAGUGGAAUGCAACAGCUUAGCCGCGGGAGCUUAUGGAAGCGCUCUUAUUGCUGCUGGAGGUUCUGCAAAGUGAGGCCAAAAGUUUUUAUUUUUCCACAGGUGCCCCAAGCUCACUAGUGGGAAUGCGUUGUUGCGUGACAAAAAUAUUAUUAAUAAGGGUAUGUAUGGGUAUUUGAGCGGUCGUGCUUUAGGGGUCAAAAAUAGUAAUAAAAAUACAUCAGAAUUUCUUACCUUGUGUUCUUGUCUAAAUUUAUGGUGUUUUCGUAGCAUUUUUGGCCGAUAUAACGAACAACGGCAAAACUAAAACUCGCUGGAAUCGCUCUUAAACGGCCAAAAAUGCGAAGAAAACACCAUAAAUUUAGACAAGGACACAAGGUAAAAAAAUCUGAUGUAUUUUUAUUACUAAUUUUUACCCCAUUAACAACGAUACAAACCCUCACAAUAUUUCUCUUACGCAACAACGAUUCUCGCCCGUGAGCUUGGGGUACCUGUUAUUUUUCUACCAGUCUUUAUCCUAAUACCGUAAACAUCCGCUUUAAAUUUAAGUCUCCCCACUUGUAAGUCGCCUCAUGCAAGGGAAUCCGAAUUCCAGAAUCCAAGAAAUUUUUACAGUAGUCACUAAAGUUUUCUCACGAAAGUGGAGGGUCUGCUCCUUAUGAAUGCAUCCGUUGAGUAUAAUAUACGUAACGUAGAAAUCGUUGCAUCGUCAGGACUUAAAAACAUCAUUUUUCGAGUUUUUUUUAUAAUGUUGCUGAUUUGGAGUCUAAAUUCACGCAAAACUGAUCCAGAAAUAGAUCAGUCCCUUAAAACUGCGAGACACGAGUACGUUUUUUUAACUUGCUGGUUUCCUGCUAGUACCACAAGCAUUCUUUACACACAUCAGGUGAACCGAUAGACUACGAGUAGUCCCCCAUUUUUCCUCAGGGAUAGUAGAGCGAGCGAAACGCGAGUGCGCGUGAAAAUCACCCCACGCGAGAAAAGGCGACAUGCCGCGUGUCGCCUUUUCUCGCGUGGGUUGAUUUUCACGCGCGCUCGCGUUUUGCUCGCUCUACUAUCCCUGAGGAAAAAUGGGGGACUACUCGUAGUCUAGCGAACCGAUCGCAGCAACGGUUGCCCUCGAACCCUUGAGACAGCCGUAAAAACCUAACUUGGACUAGGGCAUAAAUUUGGCUGCUGUGACAGAUCGCAUAAAUUAAAACUGGCUUGAUUUAGUGCAAAGAAGUUGCCAAUUACAACGUGAACGGGCCAUAUUUUUGCUAUCGCGGCAUCAGUAAGCUCGAUGCCUUUUGCCCUGUUACCUGUCGUUGUAACACAUCCACUAGGGUAUCGUACUAUCAUUUUAAUCUCAUAUUUUACAGCAAGAAGCCCCUUGAUAGCGUAUCACUGUUUGAUUGGAAGGAAUCUGCGUGGAGAAAACUGGCUCCCAUGGUAACCUCUCGCGCAUACCCCUGUGGUGUCACUGAUAAAUCGCGGGCUCGCCUUGUGGUAGCAGGAGGGUUCAACAACAAAGAGCUUAAUUCUGUAGAAGUAUUCGACAUCAAGACAGAAAAAUGGCUGAAAGCUCCUUCCAUGCCAACAGCGCGCACCAAGUGUGGAGGAGCUAUUGUCGGGGAUUACUUUGCUGUGGUAAGUUAAACCAUCACCUUUUUCAGCUAUAGGGUAUCAUGAAGAAUAGCCUGCUUAGCAGGCGUCGAAAGGGGUAGGGAGUACAUGAAGAAGUAUGACGUUGAUGGGAAGUAACGAGAGACGCCUACCCGAAAUCCGAAAGACGAGCUAGAUUCAUCUCUCCAUUAGACUGCUUGCAGUCGGUUUGUCGGCCGAAUUUUUUCCUCUAAAUAAUCCUUUCUGCUGAAAGAACUCAGAUGAAAAGAUAGGGACCAGGGGGGUUGCGGUACGAGACGCGGUGCGGCAAGCCACUCCUAUCCCUUCUCGUUUAAUUGCCUUGUUUUAAGGAAAGAAAAAAGAUUGACUGUAAAUAGUUUAUCUCGUCAUUUGUCAGCCUUUUCAUCAAAAGUUCUCAUAAGCUCAAUGCUCGUGGUAGGAAAAUGGGAAACUCAAAGAAAUCUUGAAGAAGGUUAUGUUCCUCACAUUUCCUAAUGAAGAUCCAUUAAAAGUAGUUGUUAAGAAAUGUUACAGCGCGCCAGCCUUUCAAUGUGUUUCAGAUUCCUUUCCCGUGUAAUCUGCUGUGUUCACAAACGUCCACCCAAUCCAAUAUGGUCGUUGAUCUUGUAGAUAGAGCCUCUUUAGUCCUCACUUUCAACUCUCUGUGGUUCAUCUGCGUUUGUUUGAAAUACUGUUCAGGCGCUCCAACUACUGCUCCAAAUACUGCUCCAACAAGCUGUGAUACCGGGAUGAUUUGAGAGAUGGACGUCUGCUUCUUUAGAAGGCUUUUCAAUUGCUGAAUAGAAUCACCUCGCCUGGAAUACAGUAGAACGCAGCAUUGCUCUGUUAAUGUUAAGUUAUUUUUUCAGGCGGGAGGAGAUGCGUUUGGACGACCUACCAAUGCAGUCGAAUGCCUUAACUUGAAAACUGAAAAGUGGGAGACUUUUCCCGCCAUGAACAUCCAUCGCCGUCGCUGUGCAGUGGUAUCCGUUGGCGAGAAGCUUGUGGUAGCAGGCGGGCUAACUCUCGGCGACUACUCACUGGACUCUGUGGAGAUGUUUGACCUGCGCAACAGGAAGUGGUUGGAGCUUCCAAACAUGCCAUACCCGCGUUUCGGCUGCGGAGCAUGCGUGAUCGGCUCGCAAAUGUUUUUGGUCGGUGGGAAUGAAAAGUUGUGGAUGAAAGCUUAUUCAAGCCGGGUGGAUUGCUUUGAUGUGAUGUCAGAAAGCUGGGAAACCCUACCAAGCAUGGCACAUAGAAGGCUACACCCCGCCGCAGUCUCCAUGAGUCUCUAAGCAUGCACUACACACUAAUGGCGACGAUAAAGGAAAGAUCGAAUUUUCGCAUCCAAAUUAAGAUUUAAGGAUGUUAAUAUAUUGGUUUUGGAUAUUUUACUUGCGUUUGCAAUGACAACUUAUUUGACGUACUUACUUAACAAGAACGUUCCUGCUUUCUUUAUUACGUGAAGAAUUAAGGCUAAUUAGUUUCUGUCGAAAAUUAGCUGUGUGAAAAUAGGUAAGUCCAUUUCGAGUCUUCUUGACCGGAUAACGUAAUUUUUCGCAAUAAAGCGCCGUUGAAAAGGCGAUUGAGCUGAAACUCGACAGUGAUAAUUAGUGUUUUUUUUUUCCUAGUUCUUCGCAAAGCAUGAAAUUAAAAUUCAGCCACCUAGUGAAACUAGGUUUCUGGUAAACUACCUACCUACCCCUCCCCUAAGCCAUCCUUUUGCCCUAAGUGAGAAGUAAGUGUUAAUGUCAGCUUAGGGGAGGGGUAGGAGGGCAGUUUCUCAGAAACCUAAAUUGACCCGAAAUUCACAGUGCAACAUUGUUUGCAGUACUAACACAAUCAUGAGUCUUUUUACCAGACA
Porites lobata is the source of this 5621-nucleotide messenger RNA. Lineage: Eukaryota; Metazoa; Cnidaria; Anthozoa; Scleractinia; Poritidae. The record is from the annotation of a GenBank genome assembly.